Messenger RNA from Aureobasidium namibiae CBS 147.97, 1866 nucleotides. RefSeq lists its product as uncharacterized. NCBI's taxonomy places the organism in Eukaryota, Fungi, Ascomycota, Dothideomycetes, Dothideales, Saccotheciaceae. The coding region runs from base 1 to 1866 and encodes 621 amino acids. The transcript has a single exon. Gene Ontology annotation, biological process: regulation of DNA-templated transcription. The record is from RefSeq and is a predicted model, not a curated record. Gene Ontology annotation, molecular function: zinc ion binding.
AUGGGCUCGAAUAUCAAAAUCACCGCCUUCUUCAAGGCUGGUGGCAGAAAGCAGCCGACAAAAGCUGGCUCAUUCUCCAAUGGUCCAACCAAGAAGGCCUUGUACACCCCGUGCGGUCUCGAUGUCUCCCCAAUUACGGAUGUCCCCGAUGCUCCCAUCAAUCUUGAUGCCUUUCCCAAGAAGAACUUCGACGACCCCUUCGCAUUCGAUGACUCUCCGUACAAGAAGGACUUCGAAACCCCGUUGGACUUUGGUGGCUCGCUGUCCAAGAAGCCCUUCAACAACCCAUCCGACCUUGACAACUCUCUGAACAAGAAGGACUUCAAUGACCCAUACGGCCUUAAUGGUUAUCUACCCAAGAACACGUCCGACAGUCCCAUCCUUUUUGAUGAUCCUCCGUUCGACUAUGAUGCCUUUCCACCCUAUAAGCCUUCUGAAACUACAUCCACCUCCGAUGGCUCUCUGGCCAAGAAGGACUUCGAGUUCCCAUUCAUCGCUCCAAGGUCACCUCCCAAGAAGCUGUUCCCGGCCCUUGCCACCUUCAACAUGGCUUCGUUCAAGGCUGAGCGUGCCAGAGCGAUCGCACGUACCGAAGAAGCUAUUAUCGAGGUCGUCCAAGACCUGUGCGGUUAUGUCGACCGCAACAAAGACUCUGUCCACACAGGUCAAACACAACUCGUGGAGGUGCAUGGCGCUGAAGUACUUGCCACUAGAUACAUCGAAGGUUGCCCGGUUCCACUGAAAGCUACCUUGGGCCAGGAAGGAGGAAUUGAUUACUUCGCUCUGGCCGACUUGCACGAUGAUCCAGAAUGCAAACCCGACAGUCAUCACUGCGGAUCGUACUUCUUUGGUGGAGUGCCCAAGCACACCCAGCUCCAACCCAGAUCUCUGCCCAUUCACUGUGGAGAGACUGCCAACGCCAGCGGAAUGAGACAACGCACCUCAGACCACAUGAAUGAAUCAUUUCGGACAAAGACGAAAUGGCCACUGCCAGUCUACUCUGCCAUUGAUGAUCCGAGGUAUCCGCUGAAGCCCUUCGUGUUGGCUACAUGUAAAGAGAAGAUCCGGGACAAGUACUUCGACCGCUUCGCAGAAGCCAUCACCAGGCAGCUUCUGGGUACGAACAUGAGGAUACCCGCGUUGGCAGCAUUGAACUCCUUGCCGUCGUACGGCAUCCUCAAAUUCAUCCAGCCUGUUGAACCGUACAACAAGUCCAUGGUACUCCGUGAAGGCAACAGGAGCGAUGUCCAGUCAGAAGUACUUUCCGACCGUCAGACGGUAGCCGCGGAGAACAGGCGGGAGAGGCAUACGGAGAAUGAACGUGCUAGAAGUCAGAGGAUGAGGGAGGCAUACGUCUGUGCCGUUUGUAUGUCAACCGAGUCGCCGACUUGGUUACGAGACAGAGACGCAGAUGAAGACUUGGGCGACAGAGUUUGUGGUCGUUGUGAUUCUUACCACGUCAGGCAGGGAAGCUAUCCAUCACCUGAAGUACUUCGCAGCCUGGAUGAGAAAGCCGCUCUGGCUAAAAAGCGUGCAAAUGAGGCCGCUUCAGCUCCAAGCACUGCCACUAAGAAAAAGAGAGGACCCCUUGCUGGCAGAGAAGCCAGAAUCCCCAACAGCGCUUGCGCAAACAGUGGAUGCAAUACCACCGAAACGCACAAAUGGUAUUAUGAUACGUCGCUCAAAGCCUAUGUCUGUGCAGCCUGCUACAGAUUCCGUAAAGAUCACAGCCGGUAUCCUGACUAUGUGUCUGGCAAAGACCGAAAGAGAGCAAAAAAAAAGUCAAGAGCCGAGAAGCAGCUGGACUUUGACGGUCCUGCCCAAGGAAGUCCUUCUGACGGCCCUCCACCGUCCUCUCAUACCUGA